AGCCGUUGACUUUCCUUCAGGUGUGGCUGGGAAAUUGAGCUAAUAUCCUCGUUUCUGAUGUCGUUCUGUCUCUUUUCUCUCAUCCUGCCCUGCGUUACACGAGGUCGCAUACUCGAACCUGAGGAAAACCACGGCACCGCAUCCCCUACGUCGGGAUGGGAAGCUGUACUAGCCAUUACGGUGCUUCAUGCCUCCACGACCUAGCUGAUAGCGCACAAUUUGGCUAACUGCAGCGAGAGUCGACGACAAAAGGUCUACCCGUCGGAAAGCCGUCGUACAUAUGCGAAAGGGUAUAAAAUGAGUACAAGAAUACCGGACAUCCCCAGGUCCCUCGCAGCCUCUCCAGACACUCCAACAGUCACUUUUGUAUAGCAAUGGCCUUCAAGAAACUGCUCUGCGUCCUUUUCACCGCUCUCUCUCUUCGCGCCGUUCAAGGUGCUGUCGUCGAGAAGCGUGCCACUUGCUCUAACGGCGUCGCCGUUAGCAACGAAUCGUGCUGCGCCUGGUUCACCGUCCUCGAAGACAUCCAGGAGAACCUCUUCAACGGCGGCCAGUGUGGUGCUGAGGCCCAUGAGUCUAUCCGUCUCGUCUUUCACGACGCCAUCGCUAUCUCUCCCGCGCUGGAGGCCGAGGGCCAGUUCGGUGGUGGAGGUGCCGAUGGCUCUAUCAUGAUCUUCGACGAGAUAGAGACCAACUUCGAGGCAAAUGUCGGCCUUGACGAAAUUGUUAAGCUGCAGAAGCCCUUUGUGCAGAGGCACGGCGUCACACCCGGAGACUUCAUUGCCUUCGCUGGUGCGGUCGCGAUGAGCAACUGCCCCGGUGCUCCGCAGAUGAAUUUCUUCACCGGACGCGCUCCCGCCACCCAAGCUGCUCCCGAUGGCCUUGUCCCCGAGCCUUUUGAUUCCGUUGACAAGAUCAUCGCUCGCGUUGACGAUGCUGGCCAGUUCGAUGAGCUCGAACUUGUCUGGAUGCUUUCUGCUCAUUCCGUUGCCGCCUCCAACGACAUUGACCCGACCAUCGAGGGUUUGCCGUUUGACUCCACUCCUGGCAUCUUCGAUUCCCAGUUCUUUGUCGAGACCCAGCUCGUUGGCACUGGCUUCCCGGGCUCCUCCGGCAAUCAGGGAGAGGUGGAGUCGCCGCUCCGGGGCGAGAUGCGUCUUCAGUCCGACUUUUCUAUCGCGCGCGACUCGCGCACAGCCUGCGAGUGGCAGUCCUUUGUCAACAACCAAUCGAAGCUGACGAGUGACUUCCAGUUCAUCUUCCUCGCGCUCACCCAGCUUGGCCAGAACCCGGACGUGAUGACCGACUGCUCGGCCGUCAUUCCGCUCUCAAGGGCGAUCCCCGGAAACCGCCCGUUCUCGUUCUUCCCCGCCGGCAAGACCGUCGCCGAUGUCCAGCAGGCCUGUGCGUCCACGCCUUUUCCGACCCUCACGACUCUCCCUGGCCCCGAGACCUCGGUUGCGCGCAUCCCCCCGCCGCCUGGUGCGUAG
Phanerochaete carnosa HHB-10118-sp is the source of this 1490-nucleotide messenger RNA. RefSeq lists its product as uncharacterized. Gene Ontology annotation, molecular function: heme binding; peroxidase activity. The coding region runs from base 375 to 1490 and encodes 371 amino acids. NCBI's taxonomy places the organism in Eukaryota, Fungi, Basidiomycota, Agaricomycetes, Polyporales, Phanerochaetaceae. Gene Ontology annotation, biological process: hydrogen peroxide catabolic process; response to reactive oxygen species; cellular response to oxidative stress. The record is from RefSeq and is a predicted model, not a curated record. The transcript has 11 exons.